AUGUUUGGACAAGUGCGUACAAACCGGUCGACGGUCCUUAUGGCCGGCACCGUUAUUUUCCUGGUCGCUUUUGUUAGCCUGGCCUACAACCAUCUCGACAAGUGGGAGCCGCCCGCUGACGUCGCUACCGACACCGAGACAUCCAUCAUUGGUGAUACCCACGAUGAGCCUCACCACGACGAGCCCAAGAAGACUGAGCCCGAGCAACCCGAACAGCACGGCGCCAUGUCGAAACCUGACCACCCUUCCAACGCCUCCACCGAGCUCGGCGACUACUACUUCAACUACAUCAUGAAGGCCCGUAUCAGCCCUGCCGACAAGAAGUACGCUCCCUACGGCGCUUUCCCCAUGGAGCUCCCCGCCGAGCCCAAGUGGACUGAGAUGAUUGGCGAGGACCUGUGCAUUAUCGAUCUUGACAACCGACCUUUCGACGAGCCCGGCCAGAUCUUCUCCCCUGGUCUGAUGAGCUGGGACCGCGCUGACGAGACCCACGGUCUGUCCCUCGGUGUCCUGAACCACUGGCUCUAUGCCAAGAACCACGGUUACAAGUACUACUACGUUGACAUCACCGAUCCCUUUGAGGAUCGCCGCAACUCGUGGAAGAAGCCCCCGAUUCUGUCCAAGAUCCUCAAGAAGCACAAGGCCUGCAUCUUCCUUGACUCCGAUGCCGUCUUCCACCACCUCGACCUGCCCUUUGAGUGGCUCAUGAACUACUGGCAGCUCCACCCCGAUACCAACUCUCUCGCCCUUGCCUACGAUCCUCACCACAAGAACAACAUGGACAAGUUCGACAAGGUCUACCUCAACACCGGCUUCAUCGUUCUCCAGAACAACGAGAAGACCUUUGAAAUCCUCAAGGAGUGGGAGGACUGCCCCAACGAGGGUGGCAAGCACCCCGACUGUGUCGAGUUCCGAAAGAACCGCCCCGGAAAGCCCACCGACCAGGGUGGCUUCGGUACCUACAUCCGCUACGAUUACCCCAAGGACAUCAAGGAUCUUCCCUGCACUGAGGCCAACGGUUUCCCCGAGAGUCGAUCUGGCUGCGACGGAAAGUUCAUCAAGCAUCUCUGGACCGGCAAGAAGGACCACAUCAAGGUGGUCAUCGGCCAGCAGGUCCCCGGUGCGCUGCUGGAGAUGUUCCACAAACAAUUCAUGGACGAGAAGCCAAAGUUCUUCAUCUCCGAGCGAGACCUGAUGGCCCAGAAGGAUUAA
This is a messenger RNA of Fusarium fujikuroi IMI 58289, 1212 nucleotides long. RefSeq lists its product as uncharacterized. Gene Ontology annotation, cellular component: Golgi membrane. The record is from RefSeq and is a predicted model, not a curated record. Gene Ontology annotation, biological process: protein N-linked glycosylation. Gene Ontology annotation, molecular function: glycosyltransferase activity. Bases 1 to 1212 code for a protein of 403 amino acids. NCBI's taxonomy places the organism in Eukaryota, Fungi, Ascomycota, Sordariomycetes, Hypocreales, Nectriaceae. The transcript is spliced from 3 exons.